CAUUUCGAAUCAAUCCCCCAAAAGGCCCAAACUGAAAUCUAAAGCGACAUUCAAUCAUAGCAAAAGCGACAUUCGGCUGAAAAUCCAAAGACAUCCUUUGCUGUUUGCGUUGAUAUCUGAAACAGCCGUUGCUAUGCAUAGAUUGUAUACAAAAAUUGACUCGGUGUAAUUGUGCGCUUUGGUGCUUAUUUGGGGAGAUGAUGAACUGGACGAGAGUUUUCAAGUCUUUUCAAGUGGCGAUGGCUCAUGGCUUGCUUUUCUCCUUCUCUAUCAUUCUCUCUCUCAAGCUCGAUCAUGCUGUCAACUACUCUUGGUGGUUGGUUUUUUCCCCUAUCUGGUUAUUUCAUGCAGUCGUAGCAAGAGGAAGAUUCUCUUUACCUGCCCCUUCUAUGCCUCAUGGCCGACAUUGGGCGCCUUUUCAUGCCAUUGUGGCGGCUCCGUUGCUUAUUGCUUUCGAACUUCUCCUCUGUGUACAUCUCGAGAAAAUAUAUGCUGUAGAUUUGAAGAUUGUGUUUCUGCCUCUGCUAGCUCUAGAGGCUGCGAUUUUGGUUGAUAAUAUUAGGAUGUGUAGGGCCCUUAUGCCUGUAGAUGACGAUGUCGAUAGUAUGAGUGAUGAAGCUGUUUGGGAGACCCUCCCACACUUUUGGAUUUCCAUCUCAAUGGUCUUCUUCAUUGCUGCGACAACAUUUACGCUUCUGAAACUAUGUGGUAAUGUAGUUGGUCUUGGUUGGUGGGAUCUGUUCAUUAAUUAUGGUGUUGCAGAGUGCUUCGCAUUCCUUAUUUGCACUAAGUGGUAUAAUCCUUCAAUUCAUAGACGUUCACAUCUUACAGCAGCAACAGCAUCAUCAUCGUCGUCAUCAAAUAUCAGAUCUUUUACCUGGAAUAACGGUGUAUUAGUACCACCCAAUGAAGAGAAUCAAGAAAACAGAACGUGCAGUUUGCAAGACAUUGGUGGUCAUAUCAUGAAAGUUCCAUUGAUUGGUUUCCAAGUCGUGCUCUUCAUGUACUUGGAGGGAACCCCCCCUGCUGUUAGACGUAUCCCGAUUCCACUUUUGUUUUCUCCUCUUCUGUUGCUGCAAGGAAUUGGAUUUUUGUUCGCCAUAUAUAGAUUCUUUGAGAAAAUCUCCAUCUUACUUAAUGAUGAAGCUGAAACGGGAAGCAGCUUUAGGUUACCUGCUAGUGCUUAUGACUAUAUGGGGUUCCUGCGUCGUGGAUCAAGGUUCCUGGGAUGGUGGUCAAUUGAUGAAGGAAGCCGUGAAGAGCAAGCUCGAUUAUAUUCUUCAUGGGCUUCAGGGUACAAUACGUUCUCGCCUGAUACUGUCAAGAAGAUGCCGAAGUCUGAACUUGCUAAGGAGAUAGGGAGGCUUCAAUCAGCCCUCAUUUCACAAACAGAAAUCACAAAUAUCAGCCAGGAAGAGUUUGACAGACUUUUAAAUGAAAAGAUCCUUUGUCGAGUUUGCUUUGAUGAGCAAAUAAACGUAGUCCUGCUCCCUUGCAGGCAUUAUGCUCUUUGCAGCACCUGCUGCGAGAAGUGCAAGAGAUGCCCUAUCUGCCGUGUAUACAUUGAUGAGCGGCUCCAUGUAUAUGACGAUGUAUAGCUACUACCUACACCACAGGCCUCGCUAGUAGCCCUUCUAAAAAUGCGUUGUCGAAAUCGAAGACAACUGGUUCAAGUACAUGAACCUGGAGAGAGUGUUACAGAUCAUUAAGGUUGUCUUCGACGAAGAGAGAGGUGGAGAAGGGGGGCAGCUGGGCCUAUGAAGAAAACUAAUUUUGGGUUGAGGGUGACGUGGCAUAUUGAGGUCUAGAUAAGCUACCUGAACUAGAUAGGAGAGGCUUUGAAAUCUUGGUUCUAGAACAUGAAAAUGGGCCAUCUUUGUGUCUCAAAAUAGCUUUCUAAAAUUAGAGUUGCCAACUUUUUUGUUGCAUUUUCGACAUCAGAGGGUCUCCACAACCUGGGCAUUUAAAACAGGUGGGCAUAUUUUGUACAAAUUUUAAAGAAAUUGUGAGAUUAUCUAAUUUCAAACGAUUAAGACAA
Molecule: messenger RNA, 2038 nt
Organism: Salvia splendens (bonfire salvia)
Lineage: Eukaryota; Viridiplantae; Streptophyta; Magnoliopsida; Lamiales; Lamiaceae
Exons: 15
Coding region: 198-1598 (466 amino acids)
Source: RefSeq, a predicted model, not a curated record